Messenger RNA from Fukomys damarensis (Damara mole-rat), 9419 nucleotides. RefSeq names its product neural cell adhesion molecule 1 (gene Ncam1). Gene Ontology annotation, biological process: homophilic cell-cell adhesion; axon guidance; dendrite self-avoidance. The transcript has 21 exons. The record is from RefSeq and is a predicted model, not a curated record. Bases 330 to 2645 code for a protein of 771 amino acids. NCBI's taxonomy places the organism in Eukaryota, Metazoa, Chordata, Mammalia, Rodentia, Bathyergidae. Gene Ontology annotation, cellular component: axon; plasma membrane. Gene Ontology annotation, molecular function: cell-cell adhesion mediator activity.
UAUUUGUGGCCGGCGUGGUGGAAGGACACAGUGAGGUUCUCACCCCCGCCCCCCUCUCCCAUCCCCAGUUCCAUCAAAGCGAACCCGGGCCAGCGCAAGGAUCUCCGAGUUGCGAGUGUGCUGAGGCUGGGACUGUCACUCAUUCUCCGCUCAGCGCGUGAACGCAGCUCGGCAGCCGCUGGCAGGAAACAAUUCUGCAAAAAUAAUCAUACUCAGCCUGGCAAUUGUCUGCCCCUACGUCUGUUGCUCUGCCGCCGUCCACACUUGCUGCAAAAGGGGAACACAGAAUUUACCGCGGCAAGAACAUCCCUCCCAGACAGCAGAUUACAAUGCUGCAAACUAAGAAUCUCAUCUGGACUUUGUUUUUCCUGGGAACUGCAGUUUCUCUGCAGGUGGAUAUUGUUCCCAGCCAAGGGGAAAUCAGCGUCGGAGAGUCCAAAUUCUUCUUAUGCCAAGUAGCAGGAGAUGCCAAAGACAAGGACAUCUCCUGGUUCUCUCCCAGUGGAGAAAAGCUCAGCCCAAACCAGCAGCGGAUUUCAGUGGUGUGGAAUGAUGACUCUUCCUCCACUCUCACGAUCUACAAUGCUGACAUCGAUGAUGCUGGCAUUUACAAGUGUGUGGUCACUGGUGAGGACGGCAGUGAGUCUGAGGCCACCGUCAAUGUGAAGAUCUUCCAAAAGCUCAUGUUCAAGAAUGCACCGACUCCUCAGGAGUUCAAGGAAGGGGAAGAUGCUGUGAUUGUAUGUGAUGUGGUCAGCUCUCUCCCCCCAACCAUCAUCUGGAAACACAAAGGCCGAGAUGUCAUUCUGAAAAAAGAUGUCCGAUUCAUAGUCCUGUCCAACAACUACCUGCAGAUCCGAGGCAUCAAGAAAACAGAUGAGGGCACUUACCGCUGUGAGGGCAGAAUCCUGGCAAGGGGGGAGAUCAACUUCAAGGACAUUCAGGUCGUUGUGAAUGUGCCGCCCACUGUCCAGGCCAGGCAGAGCAUUGUGAAUGCCACCGCCAACCUGGGCCAGUCUGUCACCCUGGUGUGUGAUGCAGAAGGCUUCCCAGAGCCCACAAUGAGCUGGACAAAAGAUGGAGAACCAAUAGAGAAUGAGGAAGAUGACGAGAAGUACAUCUUCAGUGAUGACAGUUCUGAGCUGACCAUCCGGAAAGUGGAUAAGAAUGACGAAGCUGAGUACGUCUGCAUUGCUGAGAACAAAGCUGGGGAGCAGGAUGCGUCCAUCCACCUCAAGGUCUUCGCAAAACCCAAAAUCACAUAUGUAGAAAAUCAGACUGCCAUGGAGCUGGAAGAGCAGGUCACUCUCACCUGUGAAGCCUCAGGAGACCCCAUUCCCUCCAUCACCUGGAGAACUUCCACCCGAAACAUCAGCAGCGAAGAAAAGGCUUCGUGGACUCGACCCGAGAAGCAAGAGACUCUGGAUGGGCACAUGGUGGUGCGUAGCCACGCCCGAGUGUCAUCCCUGACCCUGAAAAGCAUCCAGUACACAGAUGCGGGAGAGUACAUCUGCACGGCCAGCAACACCAUCGGCCAGGACUCGCAGUCCAUGUACCUUGAAGUGCAAUAUGCCCCCAAGCUACAGGGCCCUGUGGCUGUCUAUACUUGGGAAGGGAACCAGGUAAACAUCACCUGCGAGGUAUUCGCCUACCCAAGUGCUACAAUCUCCUGGUUCCGAGAUGGUCAGUUGCUGCCAAGCUCCAAUUACAGCAAUAUCAAGAUCUACAACACCCAUUCUGCCAGCUAUCUAGAGGUGACCCCAGACUCUGAAAAUGAUUUUGGAAACUACAACUGUACUGCAGUGAACCGCAUUGGACAGGAGUCCCUGGAAUUCAUCCUUGUGCAAGCAGACACCCCAUCUUCACCAUCCAUCGAUCAGGUGGAGCCAUACUCCAGCACAGCACAAGUGCAGUUUGAUGAGCCAGAGGCCACAGGUGGAGUGCCCAUACUCAAAUACAAAGCUGAAUGGAGAGCACUGGGUGAAGAAGUAUGGCAUUCCAAGUGGUAUGAUGCCAAAGAAGCCAACAUGGAGGGCAUUGUCACCAUCAUGGGCCUGAAGCCCGAGACAACCUACACAGUCCGACUGGCAGCCCUCAAUGGCAAGGGGUUAGGCGAGAUCAGUGUGGCCUCCGAAUUCAAGACACAGCCAGUCCAUAGCCCUCCUCCACCAGCUCCUGCUAGCUCUUCUACCCUUGCUCCAUUGUCUUCACCAGCUACAACCUGGCCUUUUCCUGCCCUUACAGCCACAGAACUGUCUAAAGGGGAGCCCAGCGCACCUAAGCUAGAAGGGCAGAUGGGAGAAGACGGGAACUCCAUUAAGGUGAACUUGAUCAAGCAGGAUGACGGCGGCUCCCCCAUCAGGCACUACCUGGUCAAGUAUCGAGCGCUCUCCUCGGAUUGGAAACCAGAGAUUAGGCUCCCGUCGGGCAGUGACCAUGUCAUGCUCAAGUCGCUGGACUGGAAUGCCGAGUAUGAAGUCUCCGUGGUGGCUGAGAACCAGCAAGGAAAAUCCAAGCCAGCUCAUUUUGUGUUCAAGACCUCAGCCCAGCCCACGGCUAUCCCAGCCACCUUGGGAGGCAAUUCUGCAUCCUACACCUUCGUCUCAUUGCUUUUCUCUGCAGUAACUCUUCUUUUGCUCUGUUAGAAACUUGAACACAAAUUAAAUCUGCUUAAAAGCUCAAUUCCUAUGAAAAUGAUCAGGGCCCCCUUGGAAGAACCUGUCAGAACCAUUACGGCCCUGCCACACGGCCACUGAGUGAGCAUUCUGUGUGCAAGAGGAAGGUUUUGCAAUUUGAAAAAGCUUUACCUCCUGCCAUUUUGCCAUUCGCACAUACUUUUGUGCCACUUCAUAAGGAGUUUGCCCCCUUUCUAAUGGCAGUUAAAAGAAUUUGAUGGCUCUUCCCUUAAACAUUGGGUUUUUUUUAAAGCAUUGUGCUAGGUUUACAGAGAAUGUUCUGCAUAUCUGCUACUCGUUGCACUUUUUGUAGCAGAGGAAGAAUUCUAAAAUCUCCUAAAGCUUGCCUCAGAUUAUUGAAAUCAACACACCCCCUCAUUCUAACUAUGUGCCCCUCCUCGGCCCUUCAGUAAGUAGUUGGCUUUGCUUGCAUUGAAGUAUUUAAGUGCCUGUGUUGAAAGAGCCAUUCGUGGCAAUUCACCUGUGUACUCUGCUGAUAUGCUGGAUAAAUUAAGUCCCCUGUUGCUCAGUAUUAUAACCAGCACCUUCAGCUGUCUCUGUGAAGAAGGCCAAGCUGUGAUGUGUCCAGCACUUGUUGGCUUUGGAAGGUGCUUGUCUCCUCGUGGAGGUGAUUCUCCUGCUGCAUAGCAGUGUGUCACUGGUCAGCACAGAGCCUCUGAGUCUUGAGGGCUGUGGUUCAUCCACGACCCGCCUUGUCACCAUAAGCAUCCCUGUACAGGCAGGUUGGAAGCAUCCACUGCGAACCAGGCACGAGUCCCUCACCUUCUGUGCACACAUUCAGGAGUACUGAGUGGAAGAGGCAGGCCGCUCCCAGCCCACCCAGCCCCCGCCUCCCAACUGGUUAGAUGGUUCAGUGAUACUUUUGACGUGUUCCUCAACAGCCAGGUGCUCCUGUUUGCUAUUGCGGAGGUCACCCAGGAGAGGAGGUGGGUGGCUUUUGGUAUCGUGGGAUGCAUAGAGACCCAGGGCUGAACCCCUAUGAGCGUGUGAACAUGGAGACAGACCUUCUACCAAAUAAAAUCUCCCUCCCCCGUUGUGGUCAUUUAUCAUUCUACCUAUUGCUUCUCCGAACAUCUCCAUACAAGUUUGAUUUUCAUUCCUUUUGUUCCUUAUGUAUUUUUUCAUUGUUAUUUUUUAAUGUUAAAAGACUAGCCUUUCUCUUUGAGAAUCCACCUGACUCGAAGCUGUGGCCUGAGGUCAGAGUCACCUAUGUUGGCAUCCACAGUGUCCCCAGCAUUCACUAUAGAGGCUCUGGGUGGCUCAGCAGCUCACACAAGCAGCUUCUAUCCCCAUCCACAAACUCCUGCCUUCAAGCCCUGGCCUAGUGUCACACCAGGGCAGUGACACCAGAUGGCUCUCGGGCACAGGGCCAUGGAGAGGGUAGUACAGCACCUGCAGAGCCCGGUAUGAGAACCCUAAGUCAGUUAGGAAGAGCUGCAGGGAGGGCAGUCCUCCUAACGCUUCUGAUUACCCUGGGCAGAAGUCCAUGUAUUCACACUAUGGGAGCUCAUCUCAGGGAUCUGCCUCAGCUUGGUCCCAGGCCCAUGGACAGGAGAGGUCUUUGGAAAUCUAGCCCUAAAUGCAAAGAGGCCCGGCAUGGCCUUGUGCCCUCAGCACAUCCUAGGGCUGGGCAGCUCUCAGCUGGGAAAGCUCUGGGGUCAUCGCAGCAGGUUACCAACCUGGCCUGUGGCUGGUGUUAAUAAUUUGCCCUUCGAGAGCCAGCAUUAGUAUGCACUGGCUCUCUUGAGACACUGAGUUCCUGGUGAAGGCUACAGCCCCCAUCCCCACUAGGAGUCCUUAAGAGUGGUCCUCAAAGAGUCCUGCAGGAGUGAGCACUCCUCAUCUUCUCGUCCACCUUGCCUUUGUGCUCUGUGUUAGCUCUGGCCACAUGCCAUAUACCCUGAGGUUUCUCUGCUCAUUUUUGGAAUAUUUAUACAGCAGGUUUGAAUCACGUUUUUCUACUAAUAAGAAUGCUAACGUUGUGUAGAUAAUCAGCGAGGCCUUUAUGAAGUUUACACCUUUGCAUUAUUAAAGGAUAUAACAGUUCAUGUGAACUUACCAGAGUGUUUUGAUUUUAUUUAGUAGUUGUGUGCUCAACACAGUAUUAAAAGAGCUUUCCCUCCACCUCUCCCAUACCUGAUAAGUGAUUACCUCUCAAGUUUGGAGUUCUAACCAGACAAAAUCCUUGCUUUUCCUUGUAAGAAGCAGUAUAUGUUUCUUAGCCACCCUGAGGAGUGUUAUAGGUCAUUUCUGUCUUGGAAUCCACAGCAGACAGAAGGAGGGGGAAAUGCCUUUGCAGAACUGAGAAGAUGGAAACUCUGGGGACCAGGGCACAUUCCGAGCCACCAGAUGCACAGCUCUGUAGCAAGGCCUUCUGAUCAUAUAGAAACCUUUAUUCCUAACAGAGGCCAUACAGGAUCUUGUGAUACACAGAAACUCAGAGGAGGUUCUUUUUUAGCAAACUGUGUUUUGUUUGUAAUCACACUCAGACACCGCUUGCAAGACCCUGAGACCAGCUGUCUUUGUAGCCAUUUCCAGGAAGGAGCAAACAGACAUUUAAGGGAUUUGAGUGAACAGGAAUCCCAACUUCACCAUUCUGAGAGUCUUGACUGCCUAGGAGGCUGAGAGGGAAUUUUGGCAUCCAGGUCCUAUGGCAUGAAAGCUCCGGCCUAUCCAGGCACCCGUAAAGUGUGAGACCCAUUCUUCCACUUUUAAGGCACAAGAAAGCAGGCACAUAUGAGUCAUACUUUGGGAGCAGGGCAGUUUCUACUUGAGUGCCAACCUUCCCUGAGCCAGGAACCACAGAAGACAGACAGCCCCUGCCAAAUAAUUUUACUCAGGGCAGCUCUGACCUCAGAGGUUAUGGAGGAACUGCUCCCAAGAAGCCUUCUUUGCAUGCAAGGUGCAUGGGUGAGUUAGUCAGGGUAAAAGGGGAAAUCAUGGGAAAGAUAGAUCCCUAAAGAUUUUCCCUUUAUGAAAUGUUACAUGAGAUGCAGGAGACAGUCUUUGUCCCAGUAGCUUUCCUGGACUAAAUAAUUCUGUAACAUCAACUGAGAGGGAGUAAGUUGGCUUGCCUUGAAUAUCCUUCCAACUGCACUGUGCUCUCUCCUUGAUUUAGAGCUUCUUUCUGUAAAUGUGGCCAGCAUUCUCCCUGUAGCAUGAAUAGCACCUCACUUGCUCUAGAAGUCUCAAUUCUUCGCAGUGUUGGCCUCAGUGAUGCUUUGCAUUUAAGAGAGUCUUUGCUUUCUCUCAGUCUAUCCUGUACAUCAAGCUAAGUGCUUUGUCAGAUCAUCGAGCAAGAGGCACAGUUCCUCCAUAGUGAGGUAUCACGGGAUCAGCUGUGAUUCACUGUGACGCAGGGAAGGGAAGAACUAGGAAUGGUGGACCUCGAAUGUAUCAUCUGGGGUACUUGUUCAAAUUCCAAUUCCUGACUCUUACCCCCAGUUAAAAGGUGUUUGUUUUUCAAACAAAAAUAAAAUCACAAGGGUCGGUGAUUAGAGAGAAUCUACUGAGCAUUCUACUCUUCCAGGAAAAGAAUCCUCGGUACUCAUGGUGGAGACUGGCCUUAGGGAAUCUGAACCUGUGCUAGGUAAUUAGAACAUCUGACUUGAAUGAUAGGUCCUUGUGGUUAAAGAGGACACCCUCUACCCAAGGCCCCAUUGAAUACAGUGAGCUCAUCCAGAGCAUUAUAACAUCACCUCCAAGAAGUUGUCCUGCCUCUGCUUGAAUGCCUCCAGCAACCAGGAGCUGGCCUGCACUUUGUGUGACCAGCUCUGUUAGUCUUUUUUUUAUACGAAGCCACCAUCUUCGGAGCCGCCAUCUUCACCGCACCCCCGCCCAUAUUUGACAUUUGCCGGUUCAAUGCAGAAUAAGGUUCCUGUUCCUUCUCACAGCAGACCUUUAAAUACAUGGAAACAAUGUUAUCUUCUACAGGCUAAACACUCAUUCAUGUAACAAAUACUCUGUGAAAAUUUUCUGAGUCAGAGUCAUCCUAGAAGCAUGGGAGAGAAGAGAGUGAGGCACUUUCUAGGGUAUUCUGGAAGAGACAACCAGAAAUAAUAAGCACAGAAAUGAUCAGAAGAUGGCAGGGCAUGGUAAGAAGAAUGAAUGAGAAAUGUGGUAGGAAAUGAUUUGGGGGUGCUUCACUAGAGAACAGAACAAGGAAAACUUCUUUGAAAAGGUGACAAAGGGCCUGAGGCCUGUAAGAGAGCAAACAGCCAUCCUUGAAAGUGCUCCUGAAGGGGGAGAAUAUUCCAGGCAAAAAAUCAGUCAGGCCCUGGGGCAAUGACCUAUGUGAUCAGCAGGUAGAGUAUAGACUGGCCUGGUUGGAUCACAGGAACCCAGCGUCCUGCCCUCAUUUACGCAAGUCAGAGGCCAUACAACAUGUAGAGCCUAGGCCAAGGAAAGGCUUUGAAAUUUACAUCAAAUGAAAGUAGAGACCACUGCCCUACUUGUGGUUUAUGCCACAUUGCAGUCUUUUCACCCACCUGUCUCUCCUUUCCAUCGUCCUUAGAUCCAGUGUGGCCUGCAGCUGUACCUGAUGAGCCUGAAGCAAAAUCGGUCCCAGCUGCAUCCUCUUGUGCACAUAGAGCAUUGACUCUGUGUUGUCAUGCGGACCUCAGAAUGUAGAAUGAGUCCAUGCCAUUGAGUCCAAACUACAGAUAUAGCCCACAUACACACCAAAAACAAAAAACAAAAAACUUCAGCCUCUUCAAGAAGUAGGCAUUUUAUACCUAGCCGAUACUGGAGUCAAAAGGCUACAGUGGCUUCAAGCCCAGCAUCAAGAGAUAGAGAGAAAUUACAGGCCUAAAUGACUUCCCAGCUUUGGAGCCUAAAAAGAUCAGGAAGGUCUGCAUCUCUUUCUUUGUUUUUUGGGUGCAAUGUAGAUAGAUGAGCAAAUGGAUGUAUGGUUUUGUUAUGCAGCCAACCAGAAGCGCCUCUGCAUUUUAUCUAGUUAUUGAGAAAAUGCCCCACUCUAGCUAAAGGCUGGCUUCUUGGUGCGAAAGCCCACAAACAAGGUAACCAAAGUCUCUCACCAGUCUCAGGCCAUCGUGGAGGAAUGGGCUAGGGUGGAAAGGGCCAGCCAGAAAGCCUGAGGAGGAAAGGCUGGGAAGUAAGACAAGGUCCUAUAGGGGACCAAAACAUUUGGGAACCAGGGAGUCUUAGCUUGCAAACAACAGCUUGUGAGUGGUCCUCUCCAGCAUGCUGCUCUGAUGGCUGGUACCCUGGAUGAAAUUUAAAAGGACCAGCGGAGUGGCACUGCUACAAGAUAAGCACUAGAGUUCCUGGGCAAAGACCCUGCAGUACACAGAGCUUCUCCUUCCAGAGAACAGGUCAUGGAGAAGAGAACAGUGGCUAUCAUAGUGCUGCUUACCUUGUGUUAUAUGUUCUUCCUGUCAUCUGGCAUGAUUGUCAGUUCACUGGGCCUGGCCAGGCACUCAGCAAAGUGAGCCAAAUAUGGGGUCAGGUAGAGCAAAGCCCCAAGUAGUGUUGGCCUCAGUUCCUCCCUCCAGUCUACAGACCUUCCAAGGAUGCUUGAGACAAGGUCUGGUGGUAGAAUGGAGCUAUACACAGUUCUGGACCUUCCAGAAGAAAACUAAAUCAUAAGUGCCCAUUAUUCCAGCUAGGGUCCUUGUGUCCCCAUGGACACAGGCAGAGCUCUGCAUAGAUUUUUGCUGCCCACAGCACUAUCAGUGGUCUCCAGAAGACUGAUGAGAACCACCAAGAGGCCAACAGGUCUAUCCCAAGCAGUUAACAUCCAUCAUGGCCACACAGAUAGCUGAACAUGUCCCCUUCUGUGUUAGUACCAAGAGCCCAAACUCUGGAGGACUAUAGAUGGUCUCCCGGGGGUCUAGACAGAGAGGCUGUCUUUGAAAGUGAGCCAAGCCAGAAUUGGGGGGCUGGGUGGCUGCUGGGAGGUAAGAAUGUAUCUGUGUGGGCAUUCGUCCUGCAUAUGAGUGUGCCUGUCUGUGUGAGUGUGCACCUCUGGGUGAGUCAGCUGGUUUUCCUGAAGUCUGACCCAAGCGUGCUUGGCUCCCAGAAGGUGAGUAUUCCCAGACCCUUCACCUUACCCACCAGGCCUGGGGAGGCUGCCACAUCUCCAGAGUCUCAUGGGCUGCAUUCAUUUUUCUGAGGUGCAGCAAAAAAGGGGGUGGCUUGUGAGUCCAGUGCACUCCAGUUUUGGGAUCCUUUGGAGUUAUUCCUAAAAAGGCAAGAGGAAGGGCACAAGGAAGCCCUGGGAACCCCAUUUGGGAUCCUGCCCCUCACUGUUCUCAGAGCCACUGCCUAGCCUGAAGCUAGUGACCAUGCCUACUGCCCUGAAAAGCCCAGGGAACACACAGCAGUCCCCUCUAGCUGUGUCUUCAUCCAGUGUCCUCCAGCACUGUCCAGCUGUGAGUCUGGCUCUGAGGACUCACAGCUCUGGCAGGACCCAGGCUUUGAGAGCAGGAAGGAGACAUAUCUCCCAAGCCCCAUUCUUAUCCCAAGCAGAGGAAGCCCCACCUCCCCACCCCAAGAUGAGAUGAAGCUGUCAUCUCUCCCCUUGGAAGAUACAGAGAAACCCUGUCAUCUCCAUAUCAGUGCGUAGAAAACCCCAGGGAAGGUAGUACUCUGGGUAUGAAAGACUUGGCUUUGUGCUCUGGGCCCUGCCCUACCCCAAGAACUGUUGCUUACAGGGUCGGGACUUGCAUCUCAUCCUGUUAACAUUUGGCCAUCUCUUUCUCA